Messenger RNA from Plectropomus leopardus (leopard coralgrouper), 1461 nucleotides. The record is from RefSeq and is a predicted model, not a curated record. Lineage: Eukaryota; Metazoa; Chordata; Actinopteri; Perciformes; Serranidae.
AUGAUAAAGGAGGACUAUGAAUGUGCGCGACAAGAGGAGGAAGAACUAAGGACGGAUAUCCAGUACCUGCAGAGAGAGCUGCAAAAUGACUCUGUUUCUGAGCACAAGUGCACCUCACUGAGACGAGAGACAGAGGAAGUGAGGAAACGCAAUGGUGCUCUGAAAUAUGAAAAAGAGCAGCUAAUGGUAAGACAUCGGCAAUUGAUAGAUUCAGAGCUAUCCUACAAAGUUGCUAAAGCUGAGAAAGAGAAGAUUAGACGUGCAAAUGAUGCUUUGCAACUGGAAAAGGAGAAGCUCUACAAAGCGCUUGAGGCUGAAAGUGGCAUUUCUAAAAUUAAUCAUGAAAUGAAAGCGUUAAAAGAUGACAUGCAACGGCAAAAUGACACCCUGCGAAAAGAAGUCUUGCUGCUUAAGGAAAGAAAUCAGAGUUUCCAACCUCUGCAUGACUCUUAUAAUGUCGUAAAGGCUGAGAAAGAGCAGAUAAGCCAGCAAAAUGAGGCACUGCGACAGGAGAUUCAGAGGUUGAACACAGAGAUCCAGAAAAAAGAACCUUUGCAGGGAAAUAUUGAUGCAAUUAAGGCUUCAAUAGAAGAGAUAACCCACCAAAAUGAGACCCUGCAGCAAGAAAUUCAAGGUCUCAACAAAACAUACGAUGAUUUAAAGAUCUGGGACACUGUGCACAGUGAAACAUUGGUGCGCUUAGAUAAUUUAAAGACAACAAACAGCGAUCUGACACAGUCUAUAAACAUGGCCAACAACAAGCUGCAGGCCAAUAGACAGUUUAAGCAAGAUUAUGUUCAACUGGAGACUGCAGAGAAAGCCAUGCGAGCGCUUAACAGACGCUUGAGCAAAACCCAUUCUGAGGUGCACAGGAAGCUUCUACAUGAGGAAGACUGGAGGCAAAGGUGUCAUCUGCUGAUGCAACAGAUUGACGUCUUGAGGCUCCAGAACAACAGUGCAACCGAGGAAAUCCGGGUUUUAAAUGACAAUCUCAGGACUCUGGGUGAUCAAAAGGCAAUUUUUAAAUCCACGAUGACGGACAAAAAAGUUCUGACCAACCAGAACAAAGUUCUGCAAAGGCAACUCCAAGAGCUGGAACAAAAGCUUGUAAAAGAACAAGCUCUAAAGGUACAAAACAACCUGAUUACACAGGAGCUAGAAGCCUUAAACAAAGAUAUUGUCGCUCUUAAUCUCCAGACUGAGGGUCUCCGAAACAGCCUCCAAGGUGAAAGAGCUUUGGCUGACAGAUAUGACUCCCUGAAAAGGGAGAAAAAAACCAUGGCAAGGCAGACCGAUGCUCUUCAAAGAGAACUCAGGGAGCUUACUAAACAGACAGAAAGAGAAAAAGGUUUAGAGGACAAAUGUACCCAAAGAAGGGCCAAGAUUGAAGGCAUUAGACAACAACAGAAUGCAUUACAAGACCAAAUCACGUCCUUCAGAGUUUUGGAAAAUGAAGUGUGA